Molecule: messenger RNA, 2148 nt
Organism: Cladocopium goreaui
Lineage: Eukaryota; Dinophyceae; Suessiales; Symbiodiniaceae
Source: the annotation of a GenBank genome assembly
AUGAGCGUGGCCUCCAGUGAAGACCAAGACGCUUUGGGAGGUAGCAACUCUCACUACACUUCAGCCCACUGCUCUGGACAAGUGGAUCUGGGUAAAACCUUUGCGCGGAACUGCGAGACUGCGGAGAAGUGGCGUUUCGCCUACACCGCUGGCAGCGAGAUCCCAUUGGGCAGCACAGCAUAUGGUGGACAGGUGGAGAAUUGGCAAACUUGUCUGGAUCUUUGCUCCGAAACUGAGGCCUGUCAACAAGUAGUCUUCAGCAACGGCCACUGCUGGGGCAUGAGCCAACGAUCUUCGCAAGAUCAGGAUGGCAUCGGCGGCAAUAAUACGAAUUGGAUCUCUGCACAUUGCUAUGGUGAGAUGUGCCCGGAGCUUCCCAUGGGGGAUCGCUUUGUGGACCUGGGACCCUGGCGCCUAGCUGCCUGGGAUGACGAGCACCUGUCGAUCGCCAACCGGGUAGGCCGCAAGGCCAUUGUGUUCCGUCAAGAUGGUGCAAUUUUGCACUCUCGAAGUGAUCUUUUGGCAUUUGAGCGGUCUGUGUCGGCUCCAUAUCACGUCCUUUUCGGAUUUCAAUUUAUUCAAAUUGGGCAGUUCCGCAUAGGGGCCGUGAACGACACUUGCUUCUCCAUUAGCCAUUCAAACGGCAACACCAUCCAGGCCUUUUGGUCGGGAGGCGGCAACUUUGUCGGACCUUUGAGAGAUCAAGGCACCGAUGCGUGGGACCGACCGCAGAGUGCGGCCGAAGGCAUUGCUUUUGGCGACAGGUUCUUGCAGUUCGGGAAGUUCCGUUUGGCCGUUUUGGACACCAGUGAGGAAUCUCCCCUGGUGCUGUCGCAUAGCGCUGGAGUCAGCAAUCAGUAUUGGAGGUCGGAUGGUACUAGCCAUGCUAGCAGUGAUUCCAGCCAAGACUGGUCCAGCGUGAUGGCCUUGCCUGGUGCUCAUUGGGAAUGUCAGGGCCUGGAUGAGUUGACCUUCGGCGCCUGUUCCAAUUUCGGUGGCUUUGGGGAUCGCUUCAUCGAGCUUGGCAAGUGGCGUUUGGCGGCCAUUGAUGAGACACACUUCAGUAUCUCGCAUCAGGACGGUCAAACGCCGCAAAUCUUCCGCGCGGAUGGGGUGAUGAUCUCUGGACGCACAGACUACAGCGCCUGGCAUCGGCCCAAGGGAUUUCCCUCAGGGAUCACAUUUGGAAGUGCCUUCAUCCAAAUUGGCAAUUUUCGACUGGGAGAUGGUGAUGGAAGAACAACUGGUCCUGCCACCGGAGUGGUCUAUGGUGAUCGGUUCCUCCAAAUUGGCCAGUGGCGAUUGGGUGCCUUGAACGACGAUACCUUUGUGGUGGAACAUUCUACGGGGCACACGGUGCAAACCUACUACAGUUGGAACGAGAUGAAAUCAGGAGGACUGAGUGGCUACCAUGGUAUCCUCUACACCCUGCGAUACUCGGAGUUCCACUGCGGGCCGAUUCAAAGCAUCUUCGGCUCCUGCGUCGGGAUCACCAUGGGCAAGUCCUGGAUCCAACUAGGUGACUGGCGCAUCGGUGACUUCGAGGGAACCUUUGGCAUUGCGCACAAGGACGGGCGCACGGUGCGAUACUUCGCGUCGGAUGGCAGCGCCUUCCAGGGUCCUACGAGUUAUUUCAACACCUGGGCCUUGGAGGCCAAAGAUGAAAAGCACUCCGAGGUUACCUUGGGAGAUCGUUUCAUCCAAAUGGGCCCUUGGUGGCGACUGGGAGCGGAUGAUCACACGCUGAGCCUUACGCAUGCAGGUGGAAAUACAGCAAUGAAGUGGUCGUCCAGCGGCAUUGCCACCGCGGGCCCCGGCUUAGCGUCCGAGCUCUCCCUCUGGACGCGUGGCGCAACGGCCGGUGGCGUCGGCUUCGGGGAUCGCUUCAUGCAGGUGGGGAAGUUCCGGAUUGGAGAUGUUGACGGGAAGCAUCUGGCGGUGUCCUACGAAGGAACCGUUGCGGAGCUCUUCCGCAAUGAUGCCUGGAUUGCGUCCGGCCCACGCAACGACUUGACCACCUUUGGUCGGCCAUUGGAGGAAUGCAGCCUCUUCUGAAACUCUCAGCGAUGCAACCCUGGGCCCGUGUGGCUUUGCAGACAAUGUGUCUCAAAGAACAUAGAUGCCUGGCGGUUUCAACACACAAGAAAC